CCGCUAAACCAAACCAGUUACCACUCUUCAAACUCCCAGCUCCUCUGCUGCUCUCGAAUCCAUCGAUCAAAUCGCGUCAUUGUUGGAUCGAAGGGAGGUAGAAGGAGCACUCGUUCCAUCUCCAACUCUUGUAGACUCCAUACCGCCCUCUGCGACCUCUUACAGGCAUCCUUCCAUUCCACCGCAGAUUCACCUCUCCUCUCAUCGUCGUCCUCGAGCUCUCUGGAUUUGCGUUGGAGAUCCAUCUGAACUUGGAUUUACUUCGUCCUUCGCUGGUUUGGAAAACAAGGAGACUGCUGCGAACUGGUGGGAGCAAAAGGCAGCGAAAAGGCUUUGUCACGGAUCCAGAUCACAAGCAUGGACAAAACUGCGAAUUUGGUAUUGAAUAUGGAAGGUCUGCCUCAACCGCCUGAUAAAUGCUGCUCUGGAAGUCCAAAAAUGACCAGAGCCCUAUCGCGGAAGGGUUCCAAUCGCAUGGAGAGGAGGGGUGGUGAAGAGCAGGAGCAAGAGGACUUUGCCAAAAAACUUAUCAUCAAAAUUGUGCCAUCUCAAUUGGAUCAGCCCUUGGUUCAGAGCAAGUCUCUGGUUGCUCCGUAUUGUACUCCCUGCACACCUGUCCUUAUUGAUUCUGGGGAAGGCAGGAGCAAAAGAUUUAACCGAUUCACAUCUAUUAACCCUCGGAAAAUUCUUCUCUUAUUUGCAACGCUAUCGAGCGUGGGGACAACGUUGCUGAUAUACUUCACGCUCGCGAUCAACAGCAAAGCGGAAGCGUAGCCGUUAGCAUACACCAUUACGUCGGCGCCAGCAGUACAUUCCGAGCUAGAGUUCUCUCCAUUUUCAGAUUAUGUUUUGUUGGGGGGAGCAUCACAGCAUCAGUUGCGACGAAAUGCAGCCAGGUUGUUACUGUCCGUGAGACGCUGUUUGAGGGGUGGUCAUUGUUCCUUCAUCCCCUUGCCUCCCAUAGUCUCCUUUUCAUCUGCUUGUAUAUUUCUUGUCGUGAAUUGUAACGUCAUUCGGCCGGUUGCGUCACCCCCCUGUGCGAGGGAAAUAGAUGGGCUUGGGUUGGGCUGUGCUUUGCCUGGUGUUCUCUGUCGUCGUUGUUUUGCUAGACCAUGGGCCUGUUC
Molecule: messenger RNA, 1124 nt
Organism: Phragmites australis (common reed)
Lineage: Eukaryota; Viridiplantae; Streptophyta; Magnoliopsida; Poales; Poaceae
Exons: 6
Coding region: 358-774 (138 amino acids)
Source: RefSeq, a predicted model, not a curated record